Messenger RNA from Botrytis fragariae, 201 nucleotides. RefSeq lists its product as uncharacterized. The record is from RefSeq and is a predicted model, not a curated record. The transcript is spliced from 2 exons. The coding region runs from base 1 to 201 and encodes 66 amino acids. NCBI's taxonomy places the organism in Eukaryota, Fungi, Ascomycota, Leotiomycetes, Helotiales, Sclerotiniaceae.
AUGGCUCUCAGAUUCAGAUAUUGGAAUUCGUCUGCAGAAUCUGCAACUGUGCAGACAGUGUUUUUGACCCCCAAUAACUAUCGUGAAGCCUUGCUUCGCUCUUUCAGGUUCACUUCUUAUAUCCCAGUUGCUAAUGAUUGUCUUGCAAUAUUUCGUAAAGACAAGGAGAAGGAGGUUCAAAUGACUAUUUCCUGUUGGUGA